Molecule: messenger RNA, 897 nt
Organism: Hibiscus syriacus
Lineage: Eukaryota; Viridiplantae; Streptophyta; Magnoliopsida; Malvales; Malvaceae
Exons: 2
Coding region: 49-804 (251 amino acids)
Source: RefSeq, a predicted model, not a curated record
AAAUAACUUCUCUCUCAUUCUCUUCCCCCUUCUCUCUAGAGUCUAGCCAUGGCCGACAACUUCUCAUGUAUAAUAGGAGCCAUGGAUCGUCUUUGGUUUCACCAGACUGUUCUUUACACAGAACCCUUUUCACUAUUUUCCCAUAAAACCCUUAAGCCACAGCAGCCCUACUCGGAAUCUCCCGGCGGCACAACUCCAAUAUCAAGCCGAUCUGAAUCAUCUCUUGCAGAAGAAAAUUUCUCAGCGUCUAUUUGCCCUAUCCCUGACCAUGAACAAUUAACUCCAUCGGUAGAAGAAGAAGAAGGUGAAGAAGAGAAAGUGGAGAAAAGAGCUAGAAGAGGGAGUGUUAGCUCCAGAAGCCGUUCACAAUCUUCAUCUCCAUCAUCUCAAAAGAAUCAAAGGAAUCACAGGCACUCAACUUCAUGUGCAAUAGGGGGUAAACUAUGGAAAUCCACGAGUUGUAAGAGCUUGAAAGAGUUGGAACUGGAAGAAGUAAAAGGGUUCAUGGAUCUCGGUUUCAUAUUCAAGAAAGAACAUUUAGAUUUAAGAAUGAUUAACGUUGUCCCCGGCUUGCUCAGGCUCGGAUUUUUCGAAACCGAUUCGAAUCUCGCUGCCGAUGGUAUCGGAAAACAAGAGGAAAACGGUGUUAUGAGACCGUAUUUAUCAGAGGCUUGGCUGAUCAAAAGACCUGAUUCACCAUUGCUGAAUCUGAAAUUACCAAGGGUGUCUGCAGCUGCUGAUAUGAAGAAACAUCUCAAGUGUUGGGCUCAAACUGUUGCGUACGUAGUACAGCAAGAAUGCUAAGAGUAAAUUAAGCCUAGCUGAUGAAACUGUAAAAAGAGAAACUGUAAUGAGAGAGAGUAUAUAAAUAAAGAUUAGCCAAAGCUCUUUUUGUCA